UUGUUUAAAAAAAACAUAUUUCUAACUAAAAUGACUAACUACUGGCGAGAAGUUGGUUUAAAUUAUAUACAAUAUUCGAAUAUUUGUGCCAAAGUUGUGCGUCAAGCCCUCCGAGCUGAUUUGCGAGCAGAUGCAGUUAAACGUGAUGUUAGUCAUGUCAAAUUUACUCAAUGGAAAGAUGGUAAACCAGUAGCCAAACAAGAAGCCGAAAGUGGUGUAAAGAAAUAAAUACAUAAUUUUGUAUUUGAAUAUAAAAAUGUGUAGAAAACUUUAAUAAUAAAUAAAUAAACUUUUUAAAGGAUAA
Lucilia sericata (common green bottle fly) is the source of this 304-nucleotide messenger RNA. Its product is annotated as protein stunted-like. The record is from RefSeq and is a predicted model, not a curated record. Gene Ontology annotation, biological process: proton motive force-driven mitochondrial ATP synthesis. The transcript has a single exon. Gene Ontology annotation, cellular component: mitochondrial inner membrane. Gene Ontology annotation, molecular function: proton-transporting ATP synthase activity, rotational mechanism. Bases 31 to 228 code for a protein of 65 amino acids. Lineage: Eukaryota; Metazoa; Arthropoda; Insecta; Diptera; Calliphoridae.